AUAUUUGCGGCACGUGGAGUUGUUAGGCUAUGUAUAGCACCUACCUAUUCGUAGGCACUACGUACCAGUAGGUAGGUAAGGCAUCCUACUUGUCUACCUAAGGCAGCCAGCUAUUAUAAAUGAUAUCCUUUCGACUUUUGAUCUCUUCGAUUUCGCUUCUUCCCACAUCAUCUUCAAUUCCUCCCAUCCCCAUCAAACCGGCCGCUACCUACCUACCUACCUAGUACGCAUCAUGACUUACUCGAUCAUCAUCUUCGCCUACCGCAAGCCCGGUACCACGCCCGAGCAGUUCAAGAAGCAUUACGAAGAGAGCCACAUCCCGCUGCUCCGAGAAAUCGCCGGCGAGACUUUCCCCCUAUCCCACACCCGGCGGUACAUCCUCCGCGCCGAGGGAGAGGCCGAGGGCACGACCCGAAAUGCCACCACGCCGGCCUCCGUGCUUAUGGGGUCUCAGGCCGAUUUCGACUUCGACGCCACGGCCGAGCUGAUCUUUAAAGAUGCCGCCGAGUUUCAGAAAUUCUUCAAGGCACUCCAAGGAACCCCCGCGAACGCCGCCAAGCUCGGCGCCAACGAAGAGCUGUUCCUCGACUUGACCAAAACCUCCAUCGCUAUUGUGGGCGAGACCCUGGUGACGACCAAGGAAUGAAGAAAUGAAAUUUCAGAGGAUGGGGAUUCUUAUGCAGCGACGUAGGUAGGUAAAUAGCAACACAGCACCAGUGAAGAGGGUGGAGUAGGUGGUUUGGUGAAAUCGUAGCAUGCAUAGUAUCAAAACGAGGUUGGUUUUGCUGUCACUUAUUGGCUUAUAUCGCACA
This is a messenger RNA of Hypoxylon fragiforme, 812 nucleotides long. RefSeq names its product EthD domain-containing protein. The coding region runs from base 233 to 646 and encodes 137 amino acids. The record is from RefSeq and is a predicted model, not a curated record. The transcript is spliced from 2 exons. Gene Ontology annotation, molecular function: oxidoreductase activity. Lineage: Eukaryota; Fungi; Ascomycota; Sordariomycetes; Xylariales; Hypoxylaceae.